Lachnellula hyalina is the source of this 1149-nucleotide messenger RNA. It is a transcript of the gene SPAC688.09, whose product is annotated as putative mitochondrial carrier protein. Gene Ontology annotation, biological process: pyrimidine nucleotide import into mitochondrion. The transcript has 3 exons. The record is from RefSeq and is a predicted model, not a curated record. NCBI's taxonomy places the organism in Eukaryota, Fungi, Ascomycota, Leotiomycetes, Helotiales, Lachnaceae. Bases 1 to 1149 code for a protein of 382 amino acids. Gene Ontology annotation, molecular function: pyrimidine nucleotide transmembrane transporter activity. Gene Ontology annotation, cellular component: mitochondrion.
AUGAAUACCAGAUCUACAUCACAAGCAUCCGCCUCACAACCACAACAUCACCUAGACUCAUCCGCACUUCUGCAGUCGAGGGAAUUAGGGGAGGUUGGUAUUGAGAAGCCAAACUAUGCUUCCACGAUAGCAAGCAAGCCAGCGCCCGUCGCAAAGUCGUGGGCGCAUUUCGUAGCUGGAGGAAUAGGAGGCAUGACAGCCGCAACCCUAACCGCACCCCUCGACGUCCUAAAAACCCGCCUGCAAUCCGACUUCUACCAAACCCAACUCCUGCAAUCCCGCGCCGCCAAAGGUAUCUCGCCCCACGCGCACCUGUCCGCUUUUCGCUCCUCGAUUCUGCAUUUCCGCGAGACGUUCCAGAUUCUCGGGUCUGUGCACAAACUCGAAGGAUGGCGCGCUCUCUUUAAGGGCCUGGGGCCGAACCUGAUCGGUGUGGUGCCUGCGCGGAGUAUUAAUUUCUUCGUAGUUGGCAAUGGAAAGAGGAUCAUUGCGGAUUAUGGGAAUGAGGGCAAGGAGGAUGCGUGGGUGGUGUUGUGCGCGGCGGCGCUGGCGGGCGUGGUUACCAGUACGGUUACGAAUCCUAUCUGGUUGAUCAAGACGCGGCUGCAGCUGGAUAAGAAUGUGGUGGAGAGGAGUGGGGGACAUGCGGCGCGGCGGUAUAGGAAUAGUUGGGAUUGUAUCAAGCAGGUUAUUAAUAAGGAGGGCGUGAGGGGACUUUAUAAGGGGAUGAGUGCGAGUUAUCUAGGGGUUACGGAGAGUACGCUGCAGUGGGUGCUGUACGAGGAGAUGAAGAAGAGCUUGGAGAGGAGGGAAGGUAGGAUUGUGGCGAGUGGGAGGGAGAGGACAGCGUGGGAUCAGGUGGUUAGCUGGACGGGGAGUAUUGGGGCAGCGGGGAGUGCGAAGUUGGUUGCGGCGCUGGCUACUUAUCCUCACGAGGUCGCCCGCACACGUCUCCGUCAAGCACCAUUAGAGAACGGAAAGCCGAAAUACACAGGCUUAGUCCAGUGCUUCAAGCUGGUCUGGAAAGAAGAGGGCAUGGUUGCCAUGUACGGUGGUCUCACCCCGCAUUUGCUGCGGACGGUGCCCAGCGCAGCCAUUAUGUUCGGAAUGUAUGAGGGUAUCCUGAAGCUACUACAUGCAGAGAGAUAG